Sinocyclocheilus anshuiensis is the source of this 2253-nucleotide messenger RNA. It is a transcript of the gene slc25a51b, whose product is annotated as solute carrier family 25 member 51b. Gene Ontology annotation, biological process: mitochondrial NAD transmembrane transport. The record is from RefSeq and is a predicted model, not a curated record. Gene Ontology annotation, molecular function: NAD transmembrane transporter activity. Gene Ontology annotation, cellular component: mitochondrion. The coding region runs from base 483 to 1400 and encodes 305 amino acids. The transcript has 2 exons. NCBI's taxonomy places the organism in Eukaryota, Metazoa, Chordata, Actinopteri, Cypriniformes, Cyprinidae.
AUUUCAGAUCCGUGUGACUUUCUUUCUUCCUGGAACACAGCAGGUGAUGUUUAGUAACAUGGCACUGCUCUUUCAUGUAAGGCAACAGCAAAAGCACACAGCAAACAGGAACGGUCAAAAAGCACAACAAAACACCUUAUAUGACUAUAUGUGCACUAUAUUUCAAGUCUCAUGAAGUAGUUAUACGGAAUUUAACAUGCUCUCAAAUCUUACUUGCUCUGCUGCAUUUUUAAACUUGAGCAAUUAUGACGCAUUUGACAUCAUUUGACAUCAUUAACAUGAAAGUCUGCACAACAUAUCUUGUGUCCAUGUUAAAUAUAUGCUCGCAUUGAAUAGAAAGAUCAGCGUGAACAGUAUUCAAAACAUCUUUCUUUGUGUUACACAUGAAGUCACACAGAUUUGGAUUGACAUGAGGCUUGAAAUGCUGUUGAUGGGUGUUUACCUGGAUUGCUUCUGCUGAUCAGUCCAAUGCUUAGUUUCCUAUGGGGGUGGUUACUACUAUGGACCCAGAUUCGGCCCAGCAACCGCAGGGCAAGUUGGGUAAUGGUGGCCAUGCGCUAAUAGGGGCCAAUCUGGGUGCUCGGGGAAAGCACUACGUGUGCGGCUCACUUGCUGCGUUCACCAACAUCAUCGUGACCUUUCCUAUUCAGAAAGUGUUGUUCCGGCAGCAGCUUCACGGGGUCCGAGUGACCGAAGCCGUCCGCCAGUUGCAGAGGGAAGGGUUGAGACAUCUCUACCGAGGGCUCCUGCCUCCACUGCUGCAGAAAACCACCACCGUGGCCAUCAUGUUCGGCCUGUAUGAGGAUUUUUCCCGGUUGCUUUUGCAUUAUGCCCACAGAAGUGGUGCGCCUGAGCUUGUUACGCGGAGCGUUGCUGCCGCGCUGGCCGGGACGGCUGAGGCUGCUCUUACGCCGUUCGAAAGGGUGCAAACACUGCUUCAGGAUCACAGGCACAACGGGCGUUUCAAUAACACCGCCCACACCUUCCGGACUCUCCUGCGGGACUAUGGUGUGAGGGAGUGCUACCGCGGGCUGGUCCCGGUUUUGUUGCGAAACGGGCCUAGUAACAUUCUGUUCUUUGGCUUGCGUGGGCCAAUUAAGCAGCAGCUGCCUGAUGCCCGAACCCGUAUGGGUCACAUGGCCAAUGACUUUGUGUGCGGCGGGCUGCUGGGGGCAGCGCUGGGUAUCAUGUUCUACCCUCUGAAUGUGGUCAAAUCUCGAGCUCAGGCUCAAGUCGGGGGCAAGUUCGUUCCUUGCCAUCAAGUGCUGAUGACGGUGUGGCGGGAACGCGGCGGCAGCAUCGUGCUGCUCUUCCGCGGAGCGACGCUCAACUACCACCGAUCUCUUCUGUCGUGGGGGAUCAUCAAUGCAACUUACGAGCUUCUCCUGAAAGUUUUCUGAAGACUGGGGGUGGAUGGCGGAGUGCACUUUUUCUGAAGUAAGCCAAAUUGUUUUUUUUUUUUUUUUUUUUCCUCUUUUAAAAGAGGUCUGGACACUGCCAGCUCCCAUAGUGCACUUAACAUCUGCACUUUAAGGGAUAGUUCACCCAAAAAUGAAAUUCUGUCAUCAUUUAUUCACCCUCAUGUCAUUCUAAAGCUUUCUUUUUUCUGUGGAACAUGAAAGAAGAUAUUUUAUUGUUUCUGGUCCCAUUGACUACCUAGUAAGUCAUACAGGUUUGAGGGUGAGUAAAUGAUGACAGAAUUUCCAUUUUUAUGUGGACUGUUCCUUUUGCAUCUGCACUUAAUGAUCUGUACAUCCAUGUGCUGAUAACUACAUAUAAAGUCCACCCAUAUUACUUGGCUACUAUAAGUGUUGUGAAAUAUAUCGCCACAUGUCCUGGUUCUCAUAUCAGUUUUUUAGUGGCUCUUUUACUCACUUUUUGGGGGUCUGUGGAACACGGAUGGAGAAAGCACAGAGUUGCACUACUGACAGUACAUUUCUUCUACUUUUCUGUAGUUUUGUUUAAAAUACCUGAUGCACAAACUCUGAACUGGAGCAUUACAAGCCAUGUGUCAUUGUAAGUGUUACGUGCAGGUUGAUCGAUGGUUCGUAAAUGGGUGUGACUUGUGGACCACACAAAGCGAGAGACGUCUGUACAAGCCCAUGAUGCUAGUGUUUUUGCCAAUCAGUAAAAGUCCUGAUGAAUUCAAAGAUGUGAUCAUUUUCAUGAAAUGCUAUUUUUAUGUAACCAGUGUUUUGUGACAUGAAUGACAUUUUCACAUUGUUGUGGGUGGAAAGUAAACAAGUAAUUCCA